UAGAGUGGAGUGGAAUGGAAUGGAGUGGAAAAAGAAGAGCAGAGAAGGGGGACUCAUUCAUGUUUUGCCUCUAGCUGUUACAAGUCCAGUCGAACGAAUAGUAUACGCUUGUGCAGCACGAAUGUUGCGAGCCGUUUAACCUCGGACUAAAUCGAAUCGCAUUGCAAAACGUAAAUCACGUCAACAACGCAAGCCGUAAGACGCAAGACGUAGGACGCAAGACGUAGGAUGCAAGACGUAGGACGCAAGACGUAGGACGCAAGACGUAGGACGCAAGACGCAAGACGUAGGACGUAGGACGUAGAACGUAGGACGUAGGACGUAUGAUAAAGAAGAUAGAACGUGGAGAACGCAAGGACACAAAAAAUACAGUGCGAGAUAGAGCGUGUGUAGCGAUCGAGUAGAACGUAAUUGUUUGGGAGAGCGUGCAACGUCAGCCACGUUGCUGUUCACUGCCGGUGAAUGUGUUUUCUCAUUGAGUGCGAUAACACCAAGAACCGGAAAAUUCAGUAUCACGUUCGAAAGAACGAGCUAGAUUCGAAGCUCUGUUUGGAUUCGUUGGAUGGGCAACCGCGAUGCAACCUUUGCAAAGUGUUCCGAAAAAGUUUUGCAAAGUUUUGUAAAGUGAUGUUUAGUUUCUGAUCGUUAUAAGAGCGAACGUAUCGAACGAUUUCGUUCUUCUAUGGAUUUUACUGUUACGUUAUGUAUCCAGCGUCGAUAAACGAAGCCGACAAGUAUAUAUAUUGACUAAUUUGUGCGAUCAAGUUGAAAGCUGUAAGAAACAAGUUGAAAGCUCUAGAAAGAAUCAACGAUAUCCGAGUAUCUUUUAUCUUUGAAAGUAUUAUUAAAUUCUACGAUAUUCGGUAUCUAGAGUAUCGUUGGGUUUAUUAGAACGGCAUAAGAAAGGACGAGAGUCAACUGGUCGUUCGAUAGACGGUAGAUAGUGGUCGAAUGGAUAGUACUGUAUGCAUAGAUGGACGAUGGAGAAGGAAUAAUACUUGCGACGAACAGUAGUGCUGCUACUAAUAUAGCUGCUAGUGAUAUAUGAACGCGUAUGUAAAUUUACACGCAUAUGCUGUUCCUCGUAUCCGAAUGUAUUGCGUCGUUAAUGCUGCUAUCUUGAUUUCUCAUUUUCGAUUCUAUUCGAUAAUCGGCAACUGCAUUGUUUACAUCGUGGUCUGGAUAUUUAUUGGAUGAUCGGUGAUCGUCGCGAGAGUCAGGAAGGAUCGCGUGCGCGCGAAAGGAUGGCCGAUUUGAUCUGUUUUUUGCUAGCAAUGUUCGGGCAAUUGCUCGUUCGCGAGAGCAAGGGUAGUCUCCUUGGCAUAGAGCUCGAUGAAACCGGUGAAAAAUUUCUCAACGAGUAUUUGUCUCUCGAUGAUGGCAAGCAUCUCGCCGAGUUACAGGAGUUUGAAGAUACAGCGAUCGAACUCGAUUUGAUCGAUCAGAAAAAGAAACAUCGACCGAUGUUACAUCAACCGCCCAGGGUGCUCUACCAAAUCGGGGACAGCGAAGACGAAUUGCCCGAGUGUUUGGACCGAAGCGAAGUUUGCAGCAAGGUGGAUUUAUACGGAUCACCCUGGGUCGAGAGACAAUGUCGUUGCCCGGAUGGUCGUACCUGCCCUAGCAGUUUGCACGGAGACGACGGACACACGAUUGUCGAUAAAACACGGCAGUACAAGCUUUGCGAGCCGGUGAAACGUCUACCCAUCUGUCGUUACUUCAAAGACGUCACCUGGACUUUAGCUCCUGGAGGGGGCCCAGCGAACGCGACGGUUCAGCGAGUUUAUUGCCGAUGUCGGCCAGGCAGCGUACCUUAUCUAGUUCGAAGACAGGCUUACAGGUCUGCGGAGGGAAGCCCAGGUUUUAUAUACGCAUUCGCCUGUUCUCCGCAAAGCAGACUACGUUGUCAGCACAAGGAACCUUGCCGACUGUUCACCGUACGUAAGAGACGCAGCUCGCAACUCGAAGAGGUGAAUGCAUCGCCUCUUUGCCAGUGUCCAAAAGGUCAUCGAUGUCCAAGGAGACACACCGAUCCAGGAUCGCUGCCAGCGAGAUCUUACUCCGGCAUCUUGGAGAUUAAAACGUACAGCGGAUACUGCGUACCUUCGCAAUCGCAUCAUUCCGAAGCGGUUUAUAACGUGUGACUAGCAGCAGUUUCAAAGGUGUCGCGCUAACCAACGAUUGCACUCGCUUGUAUUACGAAAUGAGGGAAAAGUUGAAUUUGUGAUAUUUGCGGUCGUAUGUGCAUAGUCGAAUUCGAAAACUUUCAAAGCGUUCUCUAGACUCUAACGAGCACGAACAGAAGCCGAUCUUUGCUUCGAGAUACCGAUAAAACUGUUACUAGGUAAAAUUACUAGUGGUCGUCGCCUCGACUGAUUUCCGUUUGUUCGGAGUUUUAAAUAUAAGUUUACCGUCCAUUCGUAGAAACCUAUGAAACGUAUUAAAAGUUGAAACUUGCAACACGUAGUAGUAGUAGUAGUAGUAGUAGUAGUAGUAGUAGUAGUAGUAGUAGUAGUAGUAGUAGUAGUAGUAGUGGUGGUAGUAGUAGUGGUAGUAGUAGUGGUAGUGGUAGUAGUAGUGGUAGUAGUAG
This is a messenger RNA of Bombus pyrosoma, 2590 nucleotides long. It is a transcript of the gene aos, whose product is annotated as protein giant-lens. The record is from RefSeq and is a predicted model, not a curated record. Lineage: Eukaryota; Metazoa; Arthropoda; Insecta; Hymenoptera; Apidae. The transcript has 4 exons. The coding region runs from base 1194 to 2144 and encodes 316 amino acids.